UCAGUGCAAGUUAAUGGAAACACUUCAGCAAUAACAUACACAAUGAAUCGAAUAGUGACACUUCCCGUACGAGGAACUUGUGUGUUUUCGAGAGCACUUUCAGCAAUACCGAAGAACUCUCACCUAAGUAAAAUCAGUAAAAAACAGCUGAUCCCCAAAAGAUGGAUGUCAAGUGCACCAAAUCCACCCAAACAGUUAUCUUUACCUGCUCUUGGUGUGUUUGUAGGGGUCACAGCAGGGAUUUUUGUCUACUUCAAACAGAAAAAGCAGGAUUUACCAGAUGGAAAAUCUGAAUCUCAAGAUGAAGCUAAAGAAACUAAAGAGGUGGAGGUGGAGGUGGAAUUACCACCACCCGUCUUACCCGACCACGCUCAGUAUCUCAUCAUUGGUGCUGGUACAACUGCUUUUACAGCUUAUCAAGAGAUAAAAGCCAGAGACCCUAAGGCUAAGGUAUGGAUCCUUGGGAAGGAAAAACAUAUACCUUACAGUCGUCCUUAUCUGUCUAAAUAUUUGUGGUACUUAUCUCCAGAGAAGAUUAAAGAGUGGAUGAAUCAAGACCAUCCUGUGGGGUCAAGAAGUAUUUACUUUGAGAAUGAGAGCUAUUACUUCACAGCAGAGGAGCUUAUGGAAAACGAAAAUGGAGGUGUUUGUGUUAUAGGCGGCCAACAGGUAGUAAAAUUAGAUGCAGAUAAUAAGAAAGUACAUGUGGAGUGUGGAAAAACAAUCAGCUUUGACAAAUGUCUUAUAGCUACAGGUGGUAAACCAAGGAAUCUGAGUGUGUUUAAAGAAGCAUCAAAACAAGUUCAAGACCAUGUGACUGUAUUUCGGACAGCUGAUGACUUCAAUAAACUGUAUUCUAUAACCUCAUCAGCGAAGUCAGUUGCAGUUAUAGGUGGAGGAUUUCUGGGCAGUGAGCUGGCAGUAUCAAUGCAAAACAGAGCCAUCCAGGAUGAAACAGGUUUAGCUGUAACCCAAAUUUUCCCUGAGCGUGGCAACCUUGGAUUAGUGCUGCCUGAACAAGUAUGUAGAUGGUUGACAUCACAUGUGGAGUCAGAAGGAGUAAAGGUGUUGAGUGAAAGGACAGUUAGCUCUGUAGCAUUCAAGGAUAAUAAAGUGGUACUCAACCUUAAUGACAAUACUGAGAUAAAAGCAGACCAUGUUGUUGUAGCAGUGGGACUGGAGCCUAAUGUGGAUUUAGCAGAAGCAUCAGGUUUGGAGGUGGACAGUAAUCUUGGUGGUUUCUUGGUCAACUCUGAGUUGGAGGCCAGGAGCAAUAUAUGGGUGGCUGGAGAUGCCGCCUGUUUCUAUGACAGGAGGCUUGGUCGGCGAAGGAUAGAACACUAUGAUAAUGCUGAGCAAAGUGGUCGCACAGCUGGUCUAAAUAUGACUGGAGGAGGUCGGUCCUAUACGUAUCAGUCUUCAUUUUGGUCAGACAUUGGUGAUAUUUUAUUUGAGGCUGUGGGCCUUGUGGAUUCUAAGCUGGAAACUACCACCGUUAGUGAACUUAUUAAGGAUGUUGAGGAUGGCAAGAACAGGAAAGUUGUAUUCUACAGAAAAGGAAAGGAAGUUGUUGGCAUUCUCACCACAAACAUCAGACAUAAAACAGAUCUAGGACGCAGGUACAUCGAUUUAGGCCUCAAAGAAAACGACAUAGGGGAGGUUGCAAAGCAGUUUUUUGCAAAAGAAGAAAAAAAGGAAGACACAAGUGAAAAUAAAACAGAAAACAACUCAAACUAAUUUUUAGAAAGUGAACACCAUGAAAGAUUUCUCACGUUUGAAUGGUUUCUUCAUCUUCACUGACACUCUAGGAACAUUAGGAUUGUGUUUUCAGUUAGCUGGAGGUUCUGUUAACUGAUGACAAUUAGUAUAUGAAACAUUAGUGAUUUAGAUCAAUUUCAUACAAAAGUACAUGUGAUGUACCAAAUGCAUGAGGUUCUGGACAAGAAUUUAUAUUUUGUUACAUGAUACAUAUAAAUGUGUGCUGUUACGUAUUCAACUGCUCCAAACAAUAUUCAUCAGUUAUUUUCCACAGCUGUGUCUCUUUAUAACACAUUCUUUCUCUUUCUUUCAGAAAUCUAAUGAAUUUUGUAUAUGACUAUCUAUUAAACCCUAGAUGGACAUGCUUAAUGUCUAAUGCUUUUAAUGAUAUUUGAAUUGUGAUACUGUAAAACUAUUCAUUUUUGUGGGAGAUUUAUUUUCUUUUAAUUCAUGGGUACACUAAAUCAUACGACCAUGAAGUGAUGGACAGAUUAAAGUUGUUGUGGAUUAUAGUACUAGUGGAUUUAAUGAGCGAGAUUUAUUCACAAAAUCAAGUGUCAGUGAAAAUAUGUGAAAACCAUGAAAUUCACUCCCCACAAAAAUCUAUGGUUUUAAGUAUUACAUUAAUAGCAAUCUUUAAGUGAAAUGAAUUUUCUCAGGAUCACAUGUACUAAAGUAAUGAAAUAAAGGACAUGUUUCUAUUUUUCUUGAAA
This is a messenger RNA of Ylistrum balloti, 2471 nucleotides long. RefSeq names its product apoptosis-inducing factor 1, mitochondrial-like. Lineage: Eukaryota; Metazoa; Mollusca; Bivalvia; Pectinida; Pectinidae. The transcript has 17 exons. The coding region runs from base 43 to 1737 and encodes 564 amino acids. Gene Ontology annotation, biological process: apoptotic process; mitochondrial respiratory chain complex assembly. Gene Ontology annotation, molecular function: protein dimerization activity; FAD binding; NAD(P)H oxidase H2O2-forming activity. Gene Ontology annotation, cellular component: cytoplasm; mitochondrion. The record is from RefSeq and is a predicted model, not a curated record.